Nylanderia fulva is the source of this 2903-nucleotide messenger RNA. Its product is annotated as very long chain fatty acid elongase 7. NCBI's taxonomy places the organism in Eukaryota, Metazoa, Arthropoda, Insecta, Hymenoptera, Formicidae. Gene Ontology annotation, molecular function: fatty acid elongase activity. Gene Ontology annotation, biological process: sphingolipid biosynthetic process; fatty acid elongation, saturated fatty acid; very long-chain fatty acid biosynthetic process. The record is from RefSeq and is a predicted model, not a curated record. Gene Ontology annotation, cellular component: endoplasmic reticulum membrane.
CGGUUUCCUUCGUUUCUGUUCAGAGAUUAGCAAUCCGAUCCAAUGAUUAUACAAGAAAAUAAGCUCUUCUUGAGCGUACAUCGCGCGUAAUUUCGUUAGAGAGAAAAACGAGAAAGACAUAAAAAAAAAUCGCGACGAGAAGACGAAGACGAGCCGGUGCGGAAGCUGCGCGUGACAGGUGACGUGACGGGAGAGCACGACGGGAUCUUGCGCGUUACGGACCUCGUGUGCGUGUGGGGCGACGUAGUGGACGGCAACGUACGAAGUGGUGCGCGAGGGACAUGUUUUCGGGUUAGUGGUCGGGGAGGCAAGGGAGGACGGAUCGACUACGUUCGGCCGGUGGGCGAGCGAGCGGCGGCACAGACGAGAAACUCGUCGGCGGCAGUGGACGAACGGUAGCGGACGGCGGCAGCGGAGCGUCGGUGCUAAAAGGCGUGGACCGUCAUCGCUCGAGCGCGACGAGACCGCGUGUGCGAGAUAUCGGACUCUCAUUUUUUUUCUCUCUCUCUCUCUGUCCCUCUCUUUUUUUUUUUUUUUUUUUCACAUCCACCGCCGCUGCCGCCUCCGCCGCUUGACGGUGACGAUAAAAUUCGCGAUCGACGCGGGUCAGUCCUUAUUCGAGUUCGUGGAGGCACGACGGUACAAAGUGACAGCGCACACGCCUCUCGCGGAUCGCUCGCAUUACGUUUCGCGGCGUACUUCAUCACGCGAAGGGAAGUAACGACGAUCACGGAAGAACAAGAAGAACCGUCGAGGUUGUUGCCUCCGCGCUUGCUGUUCUCGAGCGCGGAAGGUGGUGCGUCGCGUGCCGCGCGUUUAUGUGCGCGGUCAGGUGACAGGAGGAGAGACGACGACGACGACCGUGUGGAAUUGCUACCUCGGUCGCCGUUUCUACCGCGAGAUUAUAUAGUCGUCGACGAGCCGCCGCCGGCUACGUGGUGCACGAGAACGAAGGACCGAACGCGGGACGUGGAGGACAGGGAAGAACCUCGCGAGAAGGUGAACGGAAGGAUACCGAGCAGAUCUUAUUCAAGAUGACGAGCGCAGUGACAAAUCUGGUACAUAGAUAUAGGGACCUUAUGGACAAUCAGUCCGAUCCCAGGGUAAACGAUUGGGUAUUGAUGAGCAGCCCUUUUCCGACCCUAAUAAUAUGCCUGUCGUACGUUUACAUUAGCAAGUUUUUGGGACCGAGACUGAUGGAAAACAAAAAGCCUUUCGAUCUUCGCAGGAUCCUCGUAAUAUAUAACCUCAUACAGACGCUCUUUUCCACUUGGAUAUUUUACGAGUAUUUGAUGAGCGGCUGGGCGAAAGACUACAGUAUCCGAUGCCAGCCGGUGGACUAUUCGUACAGUCCAAUGGGCCUUAGAAUGGCGAGAACCUGCUGGUGGUAUUAUUUUAGCAAAUUUACCGAGUUCUUCGAUACGCUAUUCUUUAUUCUGAGAAAAAAGAAUCAACAAGUCUCAACGCUUCAUGUAAUUCAUCACGGGGUAAUGCCCUUCUCCGUAUGGAUGGGGGUGAAAUUCGCACCAGGCGGUCAUAGCACUUUCUUCGCCCUUCUAAAUACCUUUGUACACAUCGUGAUGUACUUCUAUUAUAUGGUAGCCGCGAUGGGACCACAGUAUCAGAAGUACAUUUGGUGGAAAAAAUAUCUUACUAGCUUGCAAAUGAUUCAAUUCGUGCUGAUCAUGUGCCAUCAAUUCCAAUUGCUCUUCACCGAGUGCAAUUAUCCACGAGGUUUCAUGAUCUGGAUUGGUCUGCACGGUGUUCUAUUCCUCGGACUGUUCUCGGACUUUUACAAAACAAAAUAUGUGAGCGGCACCAGGAGCAAAAGCUCCGCGAAGAAGAUGCACAACGGUACGUCCGGUGGAGGUUGUAUGCCGAUUUUGGAUGAGAACGGCAGCGCGACUCACAACGGCGUGUCUUCAUAUGCCACGAUCUACAACAAGGAGUACAACAGCUGUUAUAGCAACGGCACGAACAAUGGUUAUGUCGCCAACAAUAACAUCACAGAUAAAAAGCUUGCUUAGGACACGUCGCGGCCUCAUUGGAAGCUCGAACAUUUUAGUCGAUGUGUCGGUCAUCUACUCGUCUCGUCGUAUCAAUUACAUUUGUCUAUCAUGAAAAAUUAUCUCACAAUAUGUUUACGAAUUUAUACGCGAAACUGCGAAACCAAACUACACUUAUGUGUAAAGAGAAACGAAGAGACGAUGAGAUUUCCGAACGAAAGAGCGGACGUGUAUAAAGCGAGACAUCUCGUUAUAUAUUCUGCAUUGUUAGCAGAGCAGAAGUUGUGUUCACUAACAUAGUGUCAUCGAUAAGACGGCUGUUAUGACGUCCGUGUUUAAAAAAAAAUAGAAUAAAGGAUAGAAAAAAACGCGCGAUGCAACUGAUCAUUAACUGCGCAAAUUUUAUUUUCCAGUAUAUUACAUAAAACAUAAUGUGAUCUUUAAAUUAGAGCCUUGUAAUAUCUGCGAUGACAUCAUCCAAAAUUAUUAACAAUGUAAAUAAGAUAAUUAUCUAAAAAAUAUAAAAUUAUGAUUUUUAUAUUUGGCAUUAUAUUUGACAAAAUUAUACUAAAUUUUUACAUUGCAAAUAGCUUGAAUAAGCUAACUAAAAAAUGAUCAGAUUUGCUAUAAAAAUAAUGCGAGAGCAAGUCGAAUUAAAGCGCACACAUACGACGAAGAAUGCAGAGCAUUCAUCAUCGAUAAUUGGCAAGGACGGCGUGUUCGCUAUGCGUGUAUUGUUUGCUGGUUGUGUACGUGUUGAGUACAAGCGUGGAUGUUGUUUAGUUAUACGUAAUUUUUUCAAGUCAUUUUCCAUUGAGGCACACUACUGGAACUAAACCCUUUCCCUUUAUUAUUAUAAUCAACUAUUUUUUCUCUUCCCCCUUUCUCUCCUCUUUC